Messenger RNA from Zingiber officinale, 417 nucleotides. Its product is annotated as protein MKS1-like. The coding region runs from base 1 to 417 and encodes 138 amino acids. The record is from RefSeq and is a predicted model, not a curated record. The transcript has a single exon. Gene Ontology annotation, cellular component: nucleus. Lineage: Eukaryota; Viridiplantae; Streptophyta; Magnoliopsida; Zingiberales; Zingiberaceae.
AUGUCGUCUUCAAAGAUGCAGUUGAAGGGGCGGCGGCCGCCGCCGCUGGCUGUUCGUGAUGAGUCGCACAAGGCGCAGAAGCCCCAGCGGAAGGCCGUCGUCGUGUACCUGGUGUCGCCCGAUGUGAUCCAUGCCGACGCCAGCGAGUUCAAGGCGCUGGUGCAGAGCCUGACUGGGCCGUCGUCGUUGCCGGCCGCCGUCAAGUCCGCCGGAAACCCGCAGCAGUUUCCAGUGAGGGUGAAAGCCCGAGGGCCGAAGCGCUCCGGCGGUAUGUCGACCGGGGAGUCGUUGGCCUUGGUUGGAACUCCCCCCUUGUCGCCGUCCUCGCCUGCGCUGCCUGCUCUGUUCUUGCAUGACCUGAGCCCUCCUUGUUUGUGGCCAGGCGUCGCCGGAGACGGAGUUCCGAUCGAUGAGUGA